CAUGAUUUUUUUUUACUUAUUAGUAUACAUAAGUUAACUGACAUUUCAAAGCAUUGCUGUCGAAGAUAAUCUUAUGGCUGAAAGAAUUAACUGUAUUGCUGUUGAUAGCAGUAAAGAGAGCGAUAAUGCCUUUUAUUGGUAUGUAGAAAAUUACCAUAGAGAAGACGAUAUUGCUCUUCUCGUUCAUGUGCAAGAUUCUCCAAAUCGAUAUAUAGAAACUUUGGUCGAAGGGAAAGGAAACCAUUAUGAUUCUGAGUAUAGAAGGUUUUCAAAGAGCGAAAAAGUGCUAGAAAGAUUUAAGGCAAAGUGCGUAAGAAGAAAUAUAAAGUUCAUUCCAUGUUUAGCUCCUCUUCAAAAUAAUAAAGGUCACACAAUUUGCAAUGUCGCCGAAACUCACAACGCCACAAUUAUUGUGACUGGACAAAAGUGUGGUCAUAAAUUAACACGGACUUUACUCAGAUCAACGAGUGAAAAUAUAAUGCAUCACUCUCACGUUCCGGUUUUGAUAAUACGUUUGAACGAUAAUGAUAAGCAAAAAAAAUAAAAUCUAACCCCCUAACAGUAAAUCUCAUUGUUGAGUAUGACCAGGUUAAUGGGAUUCAUUAAACAUUUUUAUUAGAUUGUACAUAUAUAUGAUAUUUAAUGAAGAAAAGAGAAAUUUGAAACUUUAUAAA
This is a messenger RNA of Hydra vulgaris (swiftwater hydra), 674 nucleotides long. RefSeq lists its product as uncharacterized. The record is from RefSeq and is a predicted model, not a curated record. Lineage: Eukaryota; Metazoa; Cnidaria; Hydrozoa; Anthoathecata; Hydridae.